UCCUUCUUUAAAAUGGGGCUUUCAGAAGAUAUGUAAACAAUGUUAUCCAAGCUGAUGUUUGCCUUGUUGGGUUUAUUAUAAAAAACAAAAAGAUCCAAAACUGAAAAGAAGUGAGCGUUUCCUCUUUUGAAACAGAGGGACAAAGUUUUCUAUUUAUUUUGUUCGGAAGGAGAGGAAAAGGAGACAUGCACAAAAUUCAAGCUUAGUAAGAUAGAACACUGCUCACUAGCGUUGUUUCUCAUCCAUUUUGUCAAAAUCCCAAAGUAGUCUAGAACAAUGCAAAACAAAAGGGAUUCUGUUGUCAGUUCUCAUUCGACGUGCACCUAUGUUGUUGGCGGCUCAUCUUGGGAGAACUCAACCGGAUCUCAUAUCCAGCAAUCAAACAUGUCUGAAAGCUUGAGCCUGAAGAUGGGAGUUCUGCCUCGGUACUUAAAUAACGCCAAGCAGCUGAGUUUUCAGUUCCAAGACCAGGAUUCAUCAUCAACUCAAUCAACUUGUCAAUCUUAUCCUGAAGUAGCUAGUGCUGGUGAUAGCACUCUUCAUGAGCAAAGUUUAAUUUCAGCAUCAUCAGUGCACGGGGAGCUUGUUGGAGGUCAUGCUAAGUUAGUCUCCUCAAUGGGAACUCAGGCACAUGGGCCCGAUCCUUCACAAGUUGACUUUAACAAAUCAAUCGCUCAGAUUCCUCCCACUUAUGCUGAUCCGUAUUUGAGCGGUGUGGUAGCUUCUCCGUAUGCACCGCAAGCUAUGAUUCAACCUCAUACGAUGGCUAUGCUCCCUGGUCGUGUUCCAUUGCCUCUAGAGCUUACACAAGAUGAACCAGUCUAUGUUAAUGCGAAGCAAUAUCAGGCUAUUCAGAGGCGAAGACAGUUUCGUGCGAAACUUGAGGCUCAGAACAAACUCAUCAAAGUUCGGAAGCCGUAUCUGCAUGAGUCUCGACAUCUUCAUGCUUUAAAACGAGCUAGAGGAAGCGGCGGGCGUUUUCUCAACACAAAGAAGCUCCAGGAAUCGAACGGUAUGCCUACAAGCAAUGGACAAGAGAUGUACAUCUCCAACUCCGGAGUUCAUCAGCUGGAAACCUACAAAGAUGCUGCUUUGACCACCUCUCGUUCCAAUGUCACGACUGCCUCCAACAAUGGUGAUAUGUUCCAGCAUCCGGAUUUCAGGUUCUCCGGCUAUCCUUCUCACAGUGCUGGACCCAUGCCCGGUCAUGCCGGUGAUGUGCAAGGUGGUGGGAAUUUCCACCAUCAUCUCUGAAGAUAGAGGAGUUAACAGAUACUCAUCAGAGCAGUCUUGCAUUUGGUGCCUCAAUGCAGAAAAAAAGUGGCGGCUUUACCCUCUUGGGAAGUCAUCCUUGGCUCUAUUUACUUUGCUGUUCUAGUUUACUGUUUUUAAACCAUGGACCUGGAUCGGUUGUCUUGCCGAUAAACUCAUAACUUGCUGUGGUUUUUUACCGUUUAUGUUCCGAAGAAACUUGGUGAAUUGGUGACUGGUGGUGUCAUUUAAAACAUAAGAUAAAGAUGCAUGGCUUGACAAUUAGAUCA
Messenger RNA from Hibiscus syriacus, 1541 nucleotides. RefSeq names its product nuclear transcription factor Y subunit A-3-like. Bases 277 to 1254 code for a protein of 325 amino acids. Lineage: Eukaryota; Viridiplantae; Streptophyta; Magnoliopsida; Malvales; Malvaceae. The transcript has 6 exons. The record is from RefSeq and is a predicted model, not a curated record. Gene Ontology annotation, biological process: regulation of transcription by RNA polymerase II. Gene Ontology annotation, molecular function: DNA-binding transcription factor activity, RNA polymerase II-specific; RNA polymerase II cis-regulatory region sequence-specific DNA binding.